Clunio marinus is the source of this 3367-nucleotide messenger RNA. NCBI's taxonomy places the organism in Eukaryota, Metazoa, Arthropoda, Insecta, Diptera, Chironomidae. The record is from the annotation of a GenBank genome assembly.
AGUGUCGUUUUUAAUGUUUGGACGUUGACAGUUCCUUUAUAGUUUCUCCAAUGAAAACAAAAGUUUUGCAAAUCAGAGAAGAAAAUCUGCGAGAUGAUUCGCUCAAAAGAUAUUUUAAAGUUGUAUAUUGAGUGAAGUCUCAGAACAUUUUCGUCACAGUUCCACGGAGAACUUCGGAGAGUCAACAACUGAAAACAAGAAAAAUAAAUAACAAAACGCGAUUCUUAAUUUAAGUAAAUUUAUUGUCUUUCUAUUUUGGAAUUUCCCUUUACGAUCGUCUUUGUUAUUUCAUUGCUAAAGUGUCAAAAAUCAAGGAUCAAAAUUAAUAAAUAAAAAAAAUAAAAAAAAGAAACGAAAAAAUUUAUCAAGUGAGCGAAAAAAAAAGAUGUAAAACAACUUGUAGCUAAUUAAAAAAAACUAAGAAACGAUUUUUGUUGAAAAACAACAUUGAGUCGCGAAGAAGAGAAGGAGAAAAACUGGUUUAUCAGAAUACCGCCCCGAAAACGUUCUUUUGUGCUAAAAGAGUCGUGUGUGUGAUUAGCGAUAGAACAAUCGAGUGAGCAUUAAGAUUUCUUGAAAUUUAAAGAGUUGAAAGAUUUGUUUAAAAUUGACCACAAGUUAUCAACAUGAUUGCAAGAAAAUUAACGGGAAUACUUUGGAUUGUCGUAAUCUUCUACCCAAUGCUGACAAUGUGCCAAUCGCGGGGUGAAACUGGAGUCCGUGGACCGUUAGUAUAUAAUAAAUUAAAAGAAGUCAUAAAAACUCAAAAUCGUCAGCGGUCACAGUAUCAGUAUCAGAGUCAAUCACAACCUCAUUUGCCGCCACCCCCACCAUUCAUUCAGCAGCAGAAUUCACAGCAUGAAGUUCCAUCGCCUUACGUUGCCCCGCAUAUACCUUUCCCCCUUCCCCCACCUCCCCCAAACUCCGAACAUAAUUUUCAAAACGAUCAAAUUCAUCAAAACUCCAAUCUUGACUCUAGAUAUGAAGAGCGACCACCACAAAGUACCGGUGUCAGUGAUGGAUUCUCGACAAGACCUCCAAGGCCUACUAAACGUCCUAUUACGACACAUCGACCGCCAGUACUUUUAGACACUCGCUUUGACGAUCGUGGAAGUUCAGCGGUUAGAAAGACGCUGUUAUUUGAUGCCCAAAUUUCUGAAGCAAUGGAAACUUUUGCUUUGACACUCCUGCAAUAUUUCAGUGUUCAACUGUCAACGACUAACUUUAUGAUUUCACCAUUUUCGAUCUACCAUCUCUUAGUGUUGAUAGCUGAGGGUUCAAGUGGUAGCACAUAUCAAGAAUUAAACAGCAAAUUGAAUUUAAUUGAUUUGUCUAGAACACGGGAUUUCCAGCAAUAUUUGAAUUUGGCAUUAGAACAAAACACAGCCGACGUUGUUCUUGAGAAGUUUGCAAUGCUUGUCACUGAUCAAAAUCGUCCAAUAAAGCCAGAUUAUGAGAAAUUGAUUGAAAAGGUUUAUGAUGCUGUAGUUGAACCAGUGAAUUUCUCAGAAGUUGAUGUGACAACUAAGAAAAUUAACGCUUUUGUUAGUAAUUUGACUCAUGGAUUAAUUACAGAGACAGUCAUCCGUGAAGAUCUAUUUAAGGCACAACUUCUUUUACUGUCAGGACUUUAUUUCCAAGGUAAAUGGAUGAAUGUCUUCAACCAAAGCUUCACAAAAACUGAACCUUUUUAUGACUCAAAUGGAAAUCAACUCGGUUUCGUCAAUAUGAUGUUCCAAAGAGGUCCAAUAGCUUAUGCAGCUGUUGCCGAACUUGGAUGUCAUAUUCUUGAAUUGCCUUAUGCGACAACAACAAAUACAAAUGAAGCAACUGGCGGUAUUGGUUUGUCGAUGAUUAUUGCUUUACCAAGAAAGGGUUUAGAUUUAAUUGAAGCAAUAAACAAAAUUUAUCAAGUUGGAAUGAACAAAAUUUACAAGGAACUUUACACCUCAAAAGUUGAAUAUGAAGAUGACGAAGUUGAAGUUCAUUUGCCAAGAUUUGAAAUAAAUACGUCUCUUGAUGUGAAACAUACUUUGGAAGCAUUUGGUAUUACAGAAAUCUUUGAUCAAAGUCGUGCUGACUUAUCAAACAUCAAUCCACAAUACUUUGUGUCGUCGAUGAUUCAUAAGACAAAAAUUUCUGUUGACGAGAAAGGAACGACAGCAGCUGCAGUCACGACAAGUAUUUUCGCCAACAAAGCAACGCCACCGAAAUUCCAUGCAAACAAACCUUUCUUGUUCUUCAUUGUUGAUAAGGCAACAAGAUUGAUUCUAUUCAGUGGUCAAUAUGUUAAACCUGAGCUCUAUUAAUUAAUAACUACGGGUCUUAUUUUCAACAACUUUAUUUAAUCCUUAGUUAUGUUGUAACUUUCACUUUUGACAAAAAAGUUUCUGUUUAUGAUUUUCGAUUCAAUAAAAUUCUCUUUUUAUUUUCAAAAAAAGCUUUUUCUUUUUUAAUUAAGAUACGGAUCAUAAUCGUUUUCAGCCUUUGAUUUGCUGCUUUCAGCUCCCAUCGCACAAGCUAACAUUGUGUUAAUAUUUUGUUCUUCAUUGGCACUAAAUGCGUAACCAUUUGCUUUGUCUAUAAUUUUAUAUAAUCUUAUAAGACUUUCAAUUCGAUUUGCAUCCAAUGGCUGGAAUGAUACAAGACCAUAAUCUUCGACCAUUGAGACAAUUGCUUCGUUAAGUUUCUUGUAUUUUGACAUUCCUGGAGUGUUGUCAAGAGCAUCGAGAAGAAAUUUAAGAUCGAGAACUUCUGUGUAGAAAUCUAAGUUGAAUAAAAGUUUCGACUCAUGUUGUUUCAGAAGAUCAGCUUUACUUAGAACAUUCACAUGAGAUAAGCCCAUCUGGAGCAUUGUAUUUAGUGACAGAAGAAGAGUUGAAAUAAACUUGUGAGGUUCACUGCAGUAAUGAGAAUCGACAAGAUGAACUGUACAGAGAUGAUAUCCAAGUUGGUCUAAUUUCUCAAAAAUGUUCCGCAUCGACUGAUGAUGAGUAUAAAGUUCAACAUAUUACCUGGACAAUCGAAAAGAAAAUAAUUUGAUGAAGAUUCUUUUAUUUUCGUAAAGAGCCAAUGAAAGUUUGUUUCAAGAAAUUCCAUGCAGUACAUCAAUGCACCAUUUGGUCCAAGAUUUAAGUUUUCCAUUGCAUCUUCAACAGUUAUUAAAUCCAUUAUAUCAAUUUCAGGCUUAUAUUGCAUGUUUUCAUUUGCUGGGUCAAGAUUCACAACAGAAACUUUCCUGUUCAGCUCUUUGUAAAAUUCAUUAAUUCGAUGACAAUAUGUAGACUUUCCGGAGCCAGGAGGACCAAUAACAAGCUGUCCAUAAAGUUGUUUUUGUAUUUUAAGUUUUUUCGGAUCCAUGAUUUGA